Molecule: messenger RNA, 327 nt
Organism: Plenodomus lingam JN3
Lineage: Eukaryota; Fungi; Ascomycota; Dothideomycetes; Pleosporales; Leptosphaeriaceae
Source: RefSeq, a predicted model, not a curated record
AUGCUGUUACCGAUAAUCAGUCUCAUCCCCUCGCAAGCCAUCUUAGAGAUCACUGCUCCAGCGUCCAGCCAGGAGCGUCAAACCUUCUCGUCAAAUGACCGCUUUAUUUGUUCAGCUGCGUGUCGACGUAGGGUUUUGUUAGUGACUCUUCCUUCUCCAUGGCAUGAUUACCGAGGAACCUGCGAUAUCCUUGCUGACCUUCACUGCCACUCCAAGAUAUACACAAAGAAUUUCGCGUGGAGCCAGCAAAUGGAACAUCGACAAGGUGCGGGAGCAUACAAGACACAGUAUCCAAGCAACCGCAUAGAAAUUGGCGAGCACGAGUAA